Oryza sativa Japonica Group (Japanese rice) is the source of this 2678-nucleotide messenger RNA. RefSeq names its product E3 ubiquitin-protein ligase WAV3. NCBI's taxonomy places the organism in Eukaryota, Viridiplantae, Streptophyta, Magnoliopsida, Poales, Poaceae. The record is from RefSeq and is a predicted model, not a curated record.
UCCCUCCUCCCCCCGUAUUUCUCCCCUGCUUCCGCUCUCUCCUUCUCCUCACCUCGCCGCUCGCUGCUAAACCCCCCCAGCGCGAGCGAGCCAGCCAAGAAUUCCUCCUUCCGCGCGGACCGAUCCACCCAUCCAUCCAUCCAGUCUCUCCCCCAACAAACCCUAGUCCGACCAGGGGGGGCAGGAGAGCGCGGUGUGUGCUUGUGCGAACAUGGCGGUGGCGAAGUGGGAGCGCGCCAAGCGCGCGCUUGCCACCAGGCUCUGCGUCCGCGCGCCGAGGGUGCGGGCGGCGGCGGCGGAGGCGGAGGGGGAGGGGGAGGAGGGGGAAGGGAGGGGGAGGUCGGUGGCCGCCUCGCCGCCCGCGCAUGUGGCCUCCUCGCGGCGGCUGUCGAGGUGCGGGAGCAGGAGCUCCACGAAGAUAUGUGCCAUUUGCCUCGGAGGAAUGUGUUCAGGCAAUGGCCAAGCCUUGUUCACCGCGGAAUGCUCCCACAAGUUCCACUUCCACUGCAUCUCCUCCAGCGUUCGCCACGGCAACACCGUCUGCCCGAUUUGCCGCGCCGUGUGGAAGGAGCUGCCGUUCCAGGGCCCUCUCCCUGCAGCAGCAGCAGCAGAUGCUAGUCUUCUUGGAACAGCUCGAGUGAACCCUCACCCACUGGAUGACAGGCAUCAGCAUCAGCGAAUGGCCGUUGUCCGCAGGCUGUCUCGCGGAGACAGCGUGACCCGGCAAUGGCAGCUCCCGAUCUUUCGUACGCUGGAUGGCGGCAUUUUCGAUGACGAUGAACAGUUGGAUCUUCAUCCUGCUGAAGAUGUGGUUGGAACUCAGGAUGUUGAUUCGAUCGUCGCUGAUGAAAUGGCGCCUGCUUCUGUUGGGAUCACGACGUACGCUGCGUUCCCGGCGAUGGAGGAGUCUGUGAUGGUUGAGGAGUUUGCGGUGUUGAUCCACCUGAAGGCUCCGUCUUCUCCGGCGACGGUGACCUCCCGCGCGCCCAUCGACCUCGUCACCGUGCUCGACGUGAGCUGGAGCAUGGCCGGGACGAAGCUGGCGCUGCUGAAGCGCGCCAUGAGCUUCGUGAUCCAGGCGCUCGGCCCCGGCGACCGGCUGUCCGUCGUCACGUUCUCGUCGUCGGCGAGGAGGCUGUUCCCGCUGAGGAAGAUGACGGAGUCCGGGCGGCAGCGCGCGUUGCAGAGGGUGAGCUCGCUCGUCGCCGACGGCGGCACCAACAUCGCCGACGCGCUGAGGAAGGCGGCGAGGGUGAUGGAGGACAGGAGGGAGAGGAACCCCGUGUGCAGCAUCGUCCUCCUCUCCGACGGCCGGGACACCUACACCGUCCCGGUGCCGCGCGGCGGCGGCGGCGGCGGCGACCAGCCGGACUACGCCGUGCUCGUCCCGAGCUCGCUCCUUCCCGGUGGCGGGUCGGCGCGCCACGUGCAGGUCCACGCCUUCGGCUUCGGCGCCGACCACGACUCGCCGGCGAUGCACUCCAUCGCUGAGAUGUCCGGCGGCACGUUCUCGUUCAUCGACGCGGCGGGCUCGAUCCAGGACGCGUUCGCCCAGUGCAUCGGCGGCCUACUCAGCGUGGUGGCGCAGGAGCUGCGGCUGAGCGUCGAGUGCGGCGACGACGGCGUGCUGCUGACCUCCGUCAGGUCGGGCGGCUACGCGAGCCACGUGGACGGCGACGGCCGCGGCGGCUUCGUCGACGUCGGCGACCUCUACGCCGACGAGGAGAGGGACUUCCUCGUCACCGUGCGCGUCCCGGCGGCGCGCGGGGUGUCCGCCCUGAUCACGCCGAGCUGCACCUACCGGAGCACGGCCACCAUGGAGACCGUCCGCGUCGGGGGCGACACGGUGACCGUCCCUCGCACGGUGGACGCCCCCGUGGGCUACGACGGCAUGUCGCCGGAGGUCGAGCGGGAGCUGCAUCGCGUCCAGGCCACGGAGGACAUGGCCGCCGCGCGCGCCGCCGCGGAGCGGGGCGACUUCGAGCUGGCCGCCGCCAUCCUCGACGAGCGCCGCGGCGUGCUCGAGUCGCGGGCGGACGACGACCCGCAGUCCGUGGCGCUGGCGGCGGAGCUGAGGGAGAUGCAGGACAGGGUGGAGACGCGGCAGCGGUACGAGGAGUCCGGCCGCGCCUACAUGCUCGCCGGCCUGAGCUCCCACUCGUGGCAGCGCGCCACGGCGCGCGGCGACUCGACGGAGCUCACCAGCGUCAUCCAUACCUACCAGACGCCCUUCAUGGUCGACAUGCUGCAGCGCUCGCAGACGCUCCAGCCGGAGGUCGUCGUGGCGAUGAGCCGCUCGGCGCCGCUACCGGCGCCGUCCCUGUCGCUGUCGCCGCCGCCGCCGCCGUCGCAGCUGCGGCGCCGCUCGGUGAGGCCGGCCAUGUCGUUCCCCGGGCGGCGUUCGUGAUGUUCGCGCGCGCCAUGGCAACGCCGAAUGCAGUAGCUAAUAAUAACUUGUGAAGCAGAAGCUAGCUUAGCUAGUACUAGGUGGGAGAGAACCAUAUGGAAGCCAUUGUUUCGUUCGUUUCAUGUAUCUUUCUCGUUCGUUGCAGUGAGGUUUUUUUCAGUUUACCGACCGUUGGGUCAGUCUUAUACCGAGGGUCACAUGACAUCAGGACAUGGUUUGGUUGGUGCAGAGGAUGGUUGUCAAAUGGUGAUCAAACUUUUGUUAGGAAGUU